Molecule: messenger RNA, 2052 nt
Organism: Pieris napi
Lineage: Eukaryota; Metazoa; Arthropoda; Insecta; Lepidoptera; Pieridae
Exons: 2
Coding region: 118-1446 (442 amino acids)
Biological process (GO): DNA recombination; DNA integration
Molecular function (GO): DNA binding
Source: RefSeq, a predicted model, not a curated record
AAUAUCAGAUUUAAUGAUUUGAUUCAAUGAGUUAGGUUGGGUUUCAUUUCAUUUCAUCUGUUUAAAUUUCAUUUUCAUUUCAUAUCAAUAAAAAAAUUCUACUGAAGAUUUGGCUGUAUGGGCAUAGUUCCCUUUGCCUACCCAGAAUGGGUGAAAAAAAAAAAAAACUCUGAUUACAUAAUAUAUUCUUUUACGGUUGGCGCCAUUUUCCAAAAUUGUUCUUGCGAGUUUAGUUGUUUGUUGCACAAAAUGAGUAAUUUCGACGAUAUUUUAUUUGAAUUAACACCACCGGAACUCAGUAUAAUUGCACAAAAUGCUUCGGAGAACAUUUUACCGGAAAAGUCAAAAAGUCGCUACAUUUCUACAUACGACGAAUUUAUUACGUGGAGAGAAGAGAAAAAAGCAAAUAGUUUUUCAGAAAAUGUUAUGUUGGCAUACUUCUACGAACUCUCAGAAAAAUUAAAAUCUUCUACGUUAUGGUCGAGGUUUUCGAUGAUAAAAAGUAUGCUGAAAAUAAGGAACAACGUGGAUAUAAGUGAAUACCCAAAACUAAAAGCUUUCUUAAAACGACAAUCAGACGGUUUUACAACUAAAAAGUCGAAAAUAUUAACAUCGAAUGAAGUGGAAAAGUUUUUGAACGAAGCUCCCGAUGAUCGUUAUUUAGCCACAAAGGUUGCGCUGAUUUUUGGCGUUGUUGGAGCUUGCCGCAGAGAGGAGUUAGCCAAUAUUACUUUAAAAGAUAUUGAAGCCCAUGGAAAAAUGCUACUAAUCAAGAUUCCGAAUACAAAAAAUAAGAUACCGAGAAGCUUUGUUGUUGAAGGAGAUUUUCUUAAAAUAGUGCAAAAAUUUAUGAAUCAGCGGUCUCAAAAGGCAAAAACCGACCGUUUUUUCCAAAAUUAUCAAAAAGGAAAGUGUACAGCUGAAGCAAUCGGGAUAAACAAAUUUGGUAAUAUGCCAAAAGAAAUAGCUACGUUUCUUGGUCUGCCGGAUGCUGAGUAUUAUACUGGGCACAGCUUCAGGAGGACCUCUGCUACAUUAUUGGCGGAUUCAGGAGCCAAUUUGACGUCCUUAAAGCGACUAGGAGGUUGGAAGUCAGACAAAGUUGCAGAAGGCUAUAUUGCUUAUUCAUUAAACAACAAACUAGAAACUGGGAAAAAAAUCACACAAUCCAUUAAUUUAAAGUCCAGUCCGUCUCCUUCACAUGACAAUACUGAAGAGAACGUUCGUCCAUCUACCUUCGUUGAUAAUGAUAAUUCAUCAGAUCCAAUUCCAUCAACUAGCAAACGCCAUUGUAUAACACCUUUGACAAACAUACAUGAACAAUCAUACGAAAUUAAUAAUAGUUUGUCUCAAACAGUAAAUAUGCAACCUAAAACUUCCCCAGUUAGUAUAAAAAACUGUACCAAUUUCAAUGUAUAUGUGAAUUAUAACUUUUAUAAGAAAUAAAUGAUUAGUUAGUUGAGUUUAUUGUGUUUUUAUUAUUUUAUUAAAUUGCUUAAUUUUUUCGCAACUGUAUUAAAAAUAGUCGUUCAGUACACGUGCGGAACCAUCAUUGCAACUUGUUCCGACUGUCAACCCUCACCUUCGGCUGCGCCUCGGCUCGGGUAGACAUUUGUUGGAACUCUUUGCAAUGACAAGCUUUCCGCACUCGUAAUGAAAUAUACUAUUUUAAUACAGUUGCUCAAAAAGUGGCGUAUUGCAGGGACGUAUAGCGUUCGGGAUGUGGGCUAUUACACACUCGUGCUUUUUCUUUACCUUUUCCGAACUAGUGCGUUUUCUUUCCCAACUGUCAAGAUAAUGUCUAUUAAAAAGAAAAAAAACAACCACGAAGUUUUUACUAAAAAAAAUCAUAGAAGUUUUUAUAAUUCAUGCAAAUAUUUCAAAAAAGAAGCUACUCAUUUGUUUUAAUAUCAGAUUUAAUGAUUUGAUUCAAUGAGUUUUAGGUUAGGUUUCAUUUCAUUUCAUCUCAUUAAAUUUCAUAUCAAUAAAAAAAUUCUACUGAAGAUUUGGCUGUAUGGGCAUAGUUCCCUUUGCCUACCCAGAAUGGGUGAA